Gadus macrocephalus (Pacific cod) is the source of this 4458-nucleotide messenger RNA. RefSeq names its product myocyte enhancer factor 2ca (gene mef2ca). Gene Ontology annotation, molecular function: protein dimerization activity; DNA-binding transcription factor activity, RNA polymerase II-specific; RNA polymerase II cis-regulatory region sequence-specific DNA binding. Gene Ontology annotation, biological process: positive regulation of transcription by RNA polymerase II. The record is from RefSeq and is a predicted model, not a curated record. The transcript has 12 exons. The coding region runs from base 694 to 2154 and encodes 486 amino acids. NCBI's taxonomy places the organism in Eukaryota, Metazoa, Chordata, Actinopteri, Gadiformes, Gadidae.
UUGGUGUACACCUCUCAGUGUGAACUGAUCCCCGACCCAAACACAGCCCAGUUCUGGGUCCUGUUCCUCCAAGCCAGCUGGUCUGGCUUUAUAGAAUCUCCUUUCUCUUCUUCUUCUCCUUCUUCUUCUUCUACUUCUUCUUCUGCUGCUUCCCUUUUUCACCUUUUCUUGAUUAACAACCAAAGGAUUGACUAAGCCAACCCCCCGCAGCUGGAGCUGAAGGGGUGAUCUUCCAGGUGAAGAGUUAAACAGCACUGGUGCUUGAGAAACCCUCCCGAGAGCCGGGUGCUCCAGGAUCAUCGAGAAGAAACUGAAAACCGCUGGACGAGCCAUCUUGACGAUGCCGCUGAACGGUUGACCGCUGGACGCCUGCGCUUCUUCCCCCGUCUCCCCUCUAGGUGCGACCGGCCGGAGCCCGAGAGCAGCUGGGUGUUCCUGAGGAACCAGCCAGAGAGAGAGAGAGAGAGAGAGAGAGAGAGACUCAAACUCUGAACCCGGAUAAUGAGCAGACAAGAAGACAGAACCGAAUUGAGUUGGGUUUGAUGACAAGGAUCUGAAGAAUUGAUUGAUUGAAGAGUUGGAACUCAAGAAUUGUGACGUGAUAGAAGAGUGAAUAAGAGUAUUCCGAAAGGAUCUGGAUGUGAAUAAGAAGAAAAACUUCUAAGAGAUAAGACACGACAAGAAAACGCAAAGAUGGGGAGAAAGAAGAUUCAGAUAGCACGGAUCAUGGAUGAACGCAACCGACAGGUGACGUUCACCAAACGCAAGUUCGGCCUGAUGAAGAAGGCGUACGAGCUGAGCGUGCUGUGCGACUGCGAGAUCGCCCUGAUCAUCUUCAACAGCACCAACAAGCUGUUCCAGUACGCCAGCACCGACAUGGACAAGGUCCUGCUCAAAUACACAGAGUACAACGAGCCGCACGAGAGCAGGACCAACUCGGACAUAGUGGAGACACUGCGUAAGAAGGGUCUGGGCGGCUGCGACAGCCCUGACAUCGAAGCUGAUGACUCUGCGGGCCAGAGCCCAGAGUCCGACGACAAGUACCGCAAGAUAAACGAUGACAUCGACCUCAUGAUCAGCCGGCAGAGACUCUGUCAGGCCAUGCCCCAAUCUAACUACGACAUGGGUAUCUCCAUCUCAGGCAACAACCCCGGUGGACUGCUGUACACCCACCAGACUGUAGGGGGCACCCUGACAAACCAUAACCUUCUGCCCCUGUCUCACACACACCCGUCUCUACAGAGGAACAGCCUGUCCCCACAUAGACCCCCCAGCACUGGAAAUACUGGAAUGAUGGGCCAGGAGCUGUCAAACUCUGUAGUCUCAAGCAUUGGUAAUGUGGGCUAUGCUAACCACUGUGGCUCCCCUGGUCUGAUGUCCCCUGGAGGACUGACCAAAAACAUGCAGUCAAAGAGCCCUUCCCCCAUGACUGUGAACCGCAAGCCUGACCUCCGACCCCUGCUGCCCCCCGCCAACAAGAACAACAUGGCCUCCAUGAACCAGAGGAUAAACCACUCCCAGACUGGCCAGACACUGACAACACCCGCCGUCUCCAUAGCAACCCCGGGCCUCACUGGCCAGGCCAUGGGGGGUUAUCCCUCCCCACUGUCCAGCUCCUAUGGCACAGAGUACUCCCUGGGCGGGGACCUGUCGUCUCUGUCUGGGUUCGGGGGCUCGGGUCUGGGCUCGGUUACAAACUGGCAGCAGCAGCAGCUCCAGUCCCUGCAGCACUCCGCCAUGGGGCACAUGGGAACGCUGUGCCAGAACUCCAACCUGAACCUGACCUCGGCUCACCAGAACCUCCACAUCAAGUCCGAGCCGGCGUCCCCUCCUCGUGACCGCGGCGUCGGCGGGGGGAUGGCCAACCCCCGGCUGGGCGGCAACGGCCUCCUCCCCAACAACGCCGGCGCCGCCGCCGGCUACUCCGCCGCCGGCGCCGGACGGGCGCCGGGGGACUCCGGCCACUCGCCGGACGACAGCGCGUCCAGCUGCGGCAGCUCGUACGAAGGCGCCGACGACCGCGACGAACACCUCCGCGGCAACCAUGACAACGGCAACUGUAACUCCUACCUGCUGCAGCCGCUGUCCAGCCAGGAGGGCCACCACAGUCCCACGCUGAAGAGGAUCCGCCUGGCCGAGGGGUGGGCCACAUGAUGGAGCCCCGCGCUCCGUAGGGGGGCCACGGCUGACACCGCCCAGAGGAUGGAGGGGUGGGGGGGGGGGGGGGGGAGGGUCCAGGGGACCCUAGAGUUACUAUAUAGUGUUCAAUUCAUAUUCUUAUUGUACCGAGUGGAAGUGUUAUUCAGUGUGAUGGGUAGAAUGUACCGGAGAGGGAUUGAAGCGGGGGGGGGAAGGAUAGAGGAGGCCAGCGUCGUGUGCUUUUCGACGUGCGCCACACAGGGAUAAGACCGAAUGUACAGGUUGAGGACGCCAGAGGAAGUUCUAGUUUCGACCACAGGUUGGAUUUGUCACGGAGGAGGUUCAGAGUACACACGGUUCACCCACAUGUGUUUGCACUAAAAACGAAGGUGAAAUAUGUGCGUGGUGAUUGAACCCCCCCCCCCCUCUCGCCCGAAUGCUUUCCUGCAAUGCGGAUCGAAUCGCAGCGCCAUGAUUGGCCGUUCUGAACAUGUCUUGUUGCCGGUUCAACAUAUUUUGCAAACAUGAAUAUCGCAGACGGUGUGCAACCUUUUUGAGUUGAGACUGGAAAUGAUGAAUAGAGAUGUGUGAGAAAAGAGGAAAGGAGGGAGAGAGAGAGAGAGAGCUAGAGAGAGAGAGAGCAGGAAAGAGACGUGCCUUUUAUGAGAGCGGAGAGAAAGAGAAAGAGAGAGAGAGAGAGACGAAGGAAAUAGUACUAGAGAAGGUUUGAGUGCUUAGAUGUAUAGUGUGGAGAGUAUAUGUUUUCUGUAUAGUAAUAGUAAUAUACACUCAUUUGCAACUGGUUGCAUUAAAAGUAGGGCUUGAACCAAUGAAAGAUUUCACUUGACGUGAAAAAAAAAAGCUUAUUUAGAAGAACUGUCUGGGCUGUUUUAGCGAGCUCAGGAGUUUUGGGAGGAUUCACGUAUAGAAAAGCAAUAUGUUUUACCUCAACUCAGUAUAAAACUGCUUUAUUGGAGCCAUUCUCUGCAAGGUGCUUGAAACGUUCUGCUAAGCCAUAGCCAGUGUAACUAUUACAACUUUUUUUAGGGUUAUAUUUACUGCAAAAAAUACAACAACUUGUUCCUACCUUUGAUAAAAAUUGACUUUUUGAAAAUAUCUGUUUAUAAUACUGAAUCAUAGUUUAAGUCAAUAAGAUGAUAGGAUAUAGAAAUAUGGCCCAGUAAAUACAAAAACCAGCACAUUGUGUUGUUACCAACAUUCAGGGAAAUGUAAGGCAGAACUAAAUUAAGGAGCCCAUUGCUAUUUUCUGCACAACAGAUACAAAAUGACAUUGGAAUUGCACUAUCAAUUUACAAAUUUGAUGGACUGUUCCACGCCCAUAUAAUCCUGUUGUAAAUGCAAUCGGUUCAGUAACGUUGAACACCAGCUGGUCAAAGUUACUAAAGUAAAAACUGAAACUGCUGCCGGCAGACAGUAGUAUUGAGUUAAGGGAACGGGAACAAUUAAGAACAAGACAUUUUUAACAAAUACAGUCACAGAGAGACACUAACGCAGAGCUGGCUUUGGGUUUUAAUUUGAAUAUUCUGGUUUAAAAGCUGUAUAUCUGGAGUGCAACCCCUCAGCCUAAGCUUAAGUGUCCAUGAGCCCCAUUAAGUACUGAAGUACUUAUUUUAAAUGUUGUAUUAAAAUCAUCAGUGUUUGGUUUGACAUGAUGACAUUUAAUUUUUUAUUUUUUUAAGGGCGGAGCCCAAAUAUGUUGUCACGGUAACUCAUAGCACACACCUGAUUUGCUUUGUCAAGGCAAGACGAUGGUUAGUCUUCCUCUUGGGGAUAUUUGAGUCAGAAUACCGUAGCGAAGGAAAGGAUUUACACUAAUUUAAACUUUGGGUGCGAUUAUGUUCACCUAGCAUGUCUCAUUAUACGUGUUUUUGAAUUCUGUAUUAUUAUUAUUAUUAUUAUUAAUUUGCCUGUAUUUGUUAAAUUGGCCAUCUUGUACCUUGAAUGUACAUGUGAAGCCAUCAUAAACUGUUGUUACUUUUUGUGUGAAUGUGUAGUAUUAUCUUCAUACAAGCUGGCAUGGCCAGAUUGUAUUUCGCCCUUAUUCCUGAGCACUACAUUGUAAAAAAAAAAAAAUCACCUCAUCUCAUGGUUCAAUUCAAUUCAUUACAUUAUUACAAGUAAAUAAAUAUUUUUAAAUAUUGAGAGGUUUUAAGCGGCAAAAGCUGGCCUUUGUCGGCAGUAAAAGACACUGUUUAUCAUAGGAAAGGUAUCGUAAAAAUAUUGUACAGCAAAUCUGCUUAUUGGGAAAUAUGAUUACUGUAUUUAGCAGAAUAAUUAAAUAUACAGACUUACAUGUAA